UGUUUUCCCACUUCAAAGUCGAUGCUGAAGUUCCUUCCAUUCUGCCAGGAUGGAGGGCGGUGAAGGUCAACCUCUAUCAGAAUAAUCAUGUGACCUGCGCGGACUGGGUUAAGUCACCCCGCCACGUGCCUGCGGAUCGGCGUGCAGGAAACGAAGGUGUAUUUUCCAUUCUCUACUACUGUAUCUUCAUCUACAGCUUACUUGAGGGUACGGUCCCAACGGGCAAGUUUCCGUGGAUCAUUUUGGAAUCUCUACGAUUAUCUUCUGGUCAUUUCCCUCCCCUUUCUCCCUAACAUCCUAGACCCAAUCCAGCAAAGAAAUGGCAGCGAUCAACCCCGCUGCCGCACGUCCACAGCGGCCGACGCUACAGGAAUCGCUCAGGAGCAAAUCUUUUCUUCAUGAUCAUCAACAAUAUAAGCCCUCGGUUCCCGUUAGCAGCAUUGGCAACGUCCUUGGGACCUCCUUCGAGUCGGGAGUAGGAUCGAUGUCUCUCAAUCCGAUAAGCCCUGAUCCCGAGAAGGUGACCGACAGUGGCAUCACUCACAGCCUAUUCAAUCACCAAGCGAACGCUCUUCCCACCGGUACGGCGCAAGUCGUCGCAACCCUCUUUUACAAGUCGUCCGACCCAAUCCACCCCCAUCUCCAUCCUGAUUCGUCGCCAAGUGGCCGAGCUGGGGUUAAACUUCCAUCCCCCACGGUUCCCGUCGGUUCGGCUCCGACUAUUGAUAUUGAAAAGAUUCCACGGGAGCCUCCAGCACCAGAGCCGGAGCCUUUAGAUCAUCUUUACGGACCAUACGUGUCGCAACUGUGUUUGACGAAUUUUCUCCAAAUCCUGGAAACCCUUCCGACACCCUAUCAGCGCAUGAAUACCUCCCAUCGCUGCCUCGAUCAGCAUGAACAACCUCGCGUGGUAGAAGUUACAUUCUCCCCACCCCCCAACCCGGAAUAUCUCACAUUUGGGGAUCUACGCAAACAUGAAAGCAUAUGGCGGUUUGAGCGCGAGUGGAAUGUAGAGGUUGUGCUCCAGAAGGAGAGCGUCUUCCGCCGUCACAAGCGGUUGGUGGUCUUUGAUAUGGACAGCACCUUGAUCCAGAACGAAGUGAUUGACGAGAUUGCUAAAUUUAUUGGUGUGGAGAAGGAAGUUUCGGAGAUCACGGAACGUGCCAUGAACGGCGAGCUGGACUUUUCUGCAUCGCUCAGGGAACGUGUCGGUUUGCUGAAGGGAGUGCCAGCGGAUGUUUUCGAGAAGCUGAAGUCCGUCAUUACUAUUUCUCCCGGUGCACGUGAAUUGUGCAAGGCCUUGAAGGCCCUUGGAUGCAAGCUGGCGGUUUUGAGUGGCGGCUUCCAGCCCCUUGCCGAGUGGUUGGCCGGUGAACUUGGUAUCGAUUACGCUUUCGCCAAUCAUCUCGAGGUCGACCCCGUAUCUCAAACUCUGACUGGCAAGCUUGUCCCGACAUAUCCCAUCAUCGACGCCAGCCAAAAGCGCAAGCUUCUCCAGUCUAUUGCGGCCGAGAACAACAUUCCUAUCGCCCAGACCGCCGCCGUGGGUGACGGUGCCAACGACCUUCUCAUGCUUCAUUCUGCUGGGCUCGGAGUUGCCUGGCGCGCUAAGAGCAUGGUUCAGCUCGAAGCACCCACCCGUUUGAACGGAGAGACCAUGGUGGACAUUCUUCACCUCCUUGGUCUCAGCAGGGAAGACGUCAAGGAAUUACUUGCCGGUUCAGCAUGAACAUUUCCUGACCCAUAGGUGUACUACGAGCACAAAAAAAGAAACGUUCAGUCUCGAAUGACUUCUGGGACUUCGCCAGGUGCGGAUUUUCUAUUUGGACUUUGUCAGCAGGGAUUACAGGGGUACCGUUUGAUCGGUAUGCCUUUUCUUUUCUUUUCGGAUCUUUCCCUUUUUACGCCAAAGGGCCCAGCUUUGGCACGCACGUAUGGGCUACCCGCGUCUUCAAUUCGCGAUGAGAAUAGUCAAAGAGGACAAUUGAUCCUAGAAGACAGCAGCAUUUUAAUGUAGGCGUAGCGGUGUGACAAAUUUAGGUACAUAUAAGCAGAACCACGGACUUUAUUGAAAUGAAUAUGCUGAUUAUAUUAUUAAUUCAAUCAGAGAAUCUAUGUGUUGAACUAAUUGGACUUGCC
Messenger RNA from Aspergillus alliaceus, 2139 nucleotides. Its product is annotated as phosphoserine phosphatase SerB. Gene Ontology annotation, biological process: dephosphorylation; L-serine biosynthetic process. NCBI's taxonomy places the organism in Eukaryota, Fungi, Ascomycota, Eurotiomycetes, Eurotiales, Aspergillaceae. Gene Ontology annotation, molecular function: magnesium ion binding; L-phosphoserine phosphatase activity. The record is from RefSeq and is a predicted model, not a curated record. The coding region runs from base 320 to 1729 and encodes 469 amino acids. The transcript has 3 exons. Gene Ontology annotation, cellular component: cytoplasm.